AUAGAAUAAAAUUCAAGCCUUACGUGUAGACUGGAGAGACCUUCUUUCAGAAAAUAAUUUUAACAAAUCAUUUUCUUACUUCACAUUUUUCCAAAACUCAUUUUCUCUCUCUAAAAAAAACUUACCAAGCGCCUAAAACCAAAAACCCCUCUUUUUAUUUCUGACUUUUUCUUCAAGUUUCUCUCUCCUCAACUCCGCACACUUUCACUUACCCUUCCUUCCAUUUCUACCACCUAGAACUUUCUAACACUUCUCUAAAUUCUUCUUCUUCUGCCAUUGCUAGGGAUUUCGAUUUUCAAGUUUCAUCAGGCGUUGGCACUUGCUAAUGUUGCAUGAUUGGAGAAUGAUUCAUCAUCCCAUGGGCAUCAAGAAGUAGUGAUCUAGGGGAGAUUUAGAUAAUUUUUAACUUUAAGGGAACUCCUGAUGGCAACAAGAGCUAUUUUGUGCCGGAGGAAAGCCCUUGCCAGUGCUUGGACUCAAGGCAAUGGCUCAUUCCGUUGUUUUUCAAGUUUUGAGCAAGAGCAAUCAUCUCUUGUACCUCAUUCACAGAGUUGGGCAGCUGCUCUUCCUUCUUUGGAUAUUGAUUCAAGGAACGAGAGGGAAUCAUUUUCAGUAACCAAAGAUAAAUUGCAACUUAUUUCUUCUGCUGGGUAUCUACACAAUCAUUUUGCUCGGAGUUCAGCUAUGACAUCAAUUAAUGUGCAUCUCAACUAUGGAUCGCCUUUAGGAGCGGGCUGGCGGUCACAACUUUUGUGUUAUUCUUCAUCAGCAGCAUCAGGUCAACCAGAACUCCAUAAUAGUAAUGACAAAGAUGAAGAAACAGCUGUUGCUCAAUCAAAAGAACCUUCACCUGAAGAAUGUGAUCAAGCAGUUGAGGGUCUUAGCUCAGCUAAAGCUAAAGCCAUAGCUAAGCAAAUGCAAGAAAAUCAAAAGAGUGCAAAAACAAUAAUGCAAAAGUUUUGGGCUACCCUUUUAGGGAUUGGGCCUGCAUUGAGGGCUGUUGCUUCAAUGAGCAGAGCGGAUUGGGCUGUUAAGCUUCGUCAUUGGAAGGAUGAAUUUGUAUCUGCUAUGAAGCAUUAUUGGUUGGGCACAAAAUUACUUUGGGCUGAUGUUAGAAUAAGCUUGAGGCUGCUAUCGAAGCUUUCCAAGGGCAAGAGUCUAUCAAGGAGAGAGAGACAACAACUCACCCGAACUACAGCUGAUAUCUUCAGGCUAGUUCCAGUUGCAGUUUUCAUUAUUGUGCCAUUCAUGGAAUUCUUGCUGCCGGUAUUUUUGAAAUUAUUUCCCAACAUGCUACCAUCAACUUUCCAAGACAAGAUGAAGGAACAGGAGAAACUAAAAAGGAAGCUAAAUGCAAGAAUUGAAUAUGCCAAGUUUCUUCAGGAUACAGUGAAAGAAAUGGCAAAGGAAAUAAAAAAUUCUCGUAGUGGAGACAUUAAACAGACAGCAGAAGAUCUUGAUGAAUUUGUGAACAAAGUUAGGAGGGGUGAAGAUGUCUCCAACGAAGAAAUCCUGAAUUUUGCCAAGUUAUUUAAUGAUGAAUUGACUCUUGACAACAUUAGCAGGCCUCGAUUGGUAAAUAUGUGCAAAUAUAUGGGUAUCAGGCCAUUUGGAACCGAUGCAUAUUUACGUUUUAUGCUUCGAGACAAGCUUAGGAAGAUUAAAGAGGAUGAUAAGAUGAUACAAGCCGAGGGUAUUGAGUCACUUUCAGAGGCAGAGCUUCGUCAAGCAUGUAGAGAUAGAGGUUUACUUGGUUUACUUUCUGUUGAAGAGAUGCGUCAACAGUUGCGUGAUUGGUUGGACUUAUCUCUCAAUCACUCUGUUCCAUCAUCUCUUCUAAUUCUUUCAAGAGCCUUCAAUGUGUCUGGAACAAUAAAGCCUGAGGAAGCCGUGGAAUUUGCUAUUUCCUCUUUGCCAGAUGAGGUUGUCGAUACCAUUGGAGCAACGUCUUUGCCUUCUGAGGAUGCAGUUUCAGAAAGGAGGAGAAAGUUAGAGUUCCUUGAAAUGCAGGAAGAAAUGAUCAAGGAAGAGGAGGAGAAGAUGAAAGCAGAAGAAGAAAAGGCGAAACUUAAGGAGUCUACUGUUAGUGAAAAGGACGUUGCCUUGGAAGAAAUGGUGGAUGCAACUAACAGGCAGGCACAAGAUUACGCAAAGGCUGCAUUGUCAGAUAAAGAUGACCAACUUUGUGAGCUCAGUCGUGCACUGGCUGUUCUGGCUUCUGCAUCAUCAGUGAGCAGGGAACGGGAGGAAUUCUUGAGACUUGUGAAUAAAGAGAUUGAGUUAUACAACACUAUGGUGGACAAGGAGGGUAAAGAGGGGGAAGCUGAAGCUAAGGAAGCAUACAAAGCUGCCCGGGAGGGUGAUGAAGAAGAGUUAGAUACUGCUCAAGUUUCUUCAGCACUGAUAAAUAAGGUGGAUGCUAUUCUUCAAAAACUUGAAAAAGAAAUUGAUGAUGUGGAUGAGAAGAUUGGUGGUGAAUGGCGAUUGCUCGAUAGGGAUUACGAUGGGAAGGUGACUCCAGAAGAAGUAGCUUCUGCUGCUGCAUAUCUGAAAAACAAAAUUGACAAAGAUGGUAUCCAAGAGCUCAUCAGCAAGCUGUCAAAAGACAGAGAGGGGAAGAUACUCGUUGAAGACAUUGUUAGGCUAGGCAGUCAGAAGAAUGGUGAGGAAGCUGAAUCUGAAAGAUGAAUAGAUUCGAGAUUCAAGAUUUAUCCACUUGGAUUUGUUAGAGGUCAUUGUCCGACCUGGUCUUGAGUAGUGCCUGGACACUGGCAUAACUACGCAAGUUUUGGGAAAACAAUUUUAGAGUUGGUGACAAUGGUGCCUAAUUUUUUUGCUUAGGCCACCUUCUCUGCCGUCAUAAUUCAGUUACCUUGUAGGUACAUUACUAAAGAUGAUAAUUUGCUACUACAGUGCAUAUUAAUACAAAGGAAAUGUUAUAUGUGCAUAUAUGUUUGAUUACACAUUUACACGUCUAUAUCAAAGGAAUGGUAAGUGUAACGGUGUGCAAGUAAUAAGACUGAUUUAUUACGUCGUA
Molecule: messenger RNA, 3037 nt
Organism: Chenopodium quinoa (quinoa)
Lineage: Eukaryota; Viridiplantae; Streptophyta; Magnoliopsida; Caryophyllales; Amaranthaceae
Product: mitochondrial proton/calcium exchanger protein-like
Exons: 15
Coding region: 424-2688 (754 amino acids)
Biological process (GO): intracellular monoatomic cation homeostasis
Cellular component (GO): mitochondrial inner membrane
Molecular function (GO): calcium ion binding; ribosome binding
Source: RefSeq, a predicted model, not a curated record